This is a messenger RNA of Lottia gigantea (owl limpet), 1417 nucleotides long. RefSeq lists its product as hypothetical. The transcript has 3 exons. Gene Ontology annotation, cellular component: uniplex complex. Gene Ontology annotation, biological process: mitochondrial calcium ion homeostasis; calcium import into the mitochondrion. The coding region runs from base 8 to 295 and encodes 95 amino acids. The record is from RefSeq and is a predicted model, not a curated record. Lineage: Eukaryota; Metazoa; Mollusca; Gastropoda; Lottiidae.
AAACAACAUGGCUGCCAGAUUUACCGCUUUAUGUCUAAAUGCUGUAAAAAGGCAAAUCGUAAUGCCAACGAAAGUUAAAGCAGUCAAACCAGUAGUGCAACAUCGUAAUAUGGUUACUGUUCACACCGAAACUGGGGGAUUUAGUCCCAAACCGGAACCUGUAACUUUUUCUAGUUUCACGAGAUAUUCGGCGAAUCUCCUUUUUUUCACUAUUGUGGGUUUCGCCUUGAGCAAAGUGUGUGCAUCCUUGCUGGACGAACACGAUAUAUUCUCUUUUGAUGAAGAUGAUGACUAAUGUCUGAAGAAAUAUCAACUUCAAAAUUAGAUCUUGAAUGCUUCACCAUGUUGAAAUUGUGAAGAAACUAAAAUGGAAUAUUUAUCAAAAAAACUUUUUCGUUACCUGUCUAUUUCGAAAUGUUCCUAUUGGUGAAUUUGUGAAAAAAAAAAAUUGGAAGCGUUCCUCUUUAAAUCUUGAGAUGAAAAAGUCUGCAACCAUCAAAGGGAGGGGCUUGAAAAUAAUAUUAAAGAAAUUAAUUUAGUGUCUUUUUUUAAAACUUAUUUGGAAUGUUAAUAACUGUUAAUCUUCAAAGGUCUUAGUUGUUAUAGUUUAUUAUUCACUAAUUAGUUUAGUCGGUCAAAGAUAUUUAUGUAAAAUUGGCAUGAUCCAAAAAUAUACUUGAAGCCUAUAAACUGUAUUACUAGGUAGUAAAGCAAUGAACUGAAUAUAAGUCUUGACUUGUAUAUUUGUAAUUAUGUGCCCUCACAUCAUAGUGAUUACCAGUUGUGUAUGGUUGUGAUUACUAGUUGUGUCUGGUUGUGAAUAAUCGAAGUGAUCAUGACUUCCAAACACAAUCUAACAACUCAGUUAUAUGAGAGUUGCGAUUGAAACUUAUGACCGCUAAUUUUAUCCACAACCAAGCACAACUGAUGAUCGCUAUGGUAUGAGGUCUACUUUACCCCAAAAAAACUACCUGUACUGUGUUUGUUUUGAAUUGGAUCCAGAUUUACAUAAAUAUCUAGACUCCACUGUACCUUUCAUUUACAAAAUGUCUGCAAUCUGUAACCAUGAUAUUUUAUAAGGCAUGACCCAAUCUUGCUUUAAAACACUGAAGACUGAUUGCAGAUUGUAUACCAGUCAAGCCAAGAUGUUUUUUUGCACAUUUGGAUCCAAUUCAAACUAGAAACAAGAGUUCAGUAUAUUUAGGUAGUAAAGUAAUAUACAGUAUAAAUCUAUCUUGUAUCAUUUCAAGUAGUAUUUAUUUUACCUGAACUCAACUGGUCUGCUUGUUUUUUGUAAUUGGAUGUGCUUAAAUAUUUUUGCUUGACUAAAACCUGGUUUAUUUAUCCUUUAUUUUGUUUAGAGUAUAUAUAGAUGUCUGUUUUACACAUUGUUCUUUCAAUAAAUUAUUUACACUUU